AUGCAUAGACUGCAUGCAUUGUACAGGUUUGAACAUGAGAAAUUAAACGGAUCCGAGGGACAAAGAGAUACGGCAUUAAAAAUUGUUGAAACAUGUUGUCAACAAUUAAAAAAUUAUGAUGAACAAUUUUUAGUAUUGGAAAAAAAUUUAGAACUACAAGAAAAACAUAUGAAUUCAACAAAUAAUACGUCAAUGUUAUUAUUUGAGGAUGAUGAUUACGAUGAUAUUAAACCAAAUCAAAGUCAGUUAAGUACAAUAACAUCAAACAAUGAACAACUACAACAACAACAUGAUACUUCGAUGGAAACAAAUAGUACAACCAUGCUGUAUGGAAUGUCAUUGGCAACAUUUAUUAGUCGAGAUUUCUCGUGUAUUAAUGAGAAUGAAAGUAUGAUCGUUAAUGAUGAUAAUCCAAUCAUUAGUUUUAAUUCAUCAGCAUCUAUAAACGAUGAUAACAAUCAACCUAGUGAGAAAAAAGAAAAUAAAUCGAAUCGACGUGGUGAUACAAUUGAAGAUGUUUUAGGUGAUAUAAGUGAAUCGGACCAAUCAUCGGAUGAUGAUACUGAAAAAAUAACAUCUAAAAAGACACUUGAUUCUUCGUCAUUAGCAACAGUUUUAUCCGCAGAUAUUUUUUCAUCUAAUGAAACGUCUUCAGCAAAAGAAUCUCAUUCAAAACAUCGUCAUCAUAGUCAAAAACAUUCGAAAAAACGUAGUUCAUCAAAAUCAAUACAACAUCCCGUGCAAUCUAGUCUCUUGAAUAAUGUGGAUGAUGCACUACAAUUAUCAGAAUCUGAAGAAGAUUGA
This is a messenger RNA of Didymodactylos carnosus, 804 nucleotides long. The record is from the annotation of a GenBank genome assembly. Lineage: Eukaryota; Metazoa; Rotifera; Eurotatoria; Philodinida; Philodinidae.